CUCUACCAACCACUUUCGCUACAACAUGAAACCUUCUACCCUUCUCCUCGCCGUCUCUGGCUCUGCAGUCCUUGCUGCCCCUACUCCCAGCUUGAUCGGAGACCUUCUCAGUCUCGGAAACAAUGUAUUCACCACCGUGACCUCCACCAUCACCGGAAGUCUGGCCCAACAGGUCGCUAAACUCGGAACCACUCUUCAGACCAACGCCAACCAGCAUGGUCAGAUCAUCAGCUCGGUCGCUCUGACUGUCCAGGCUAUCGAGGUUGCUGCCAAGCGUUUUACCCAAAACUGCAUCUGGUCGAAGCCUGGAAAACAGUAUAUCAACUGGUCUACCUACAAGGCCAACGGUGUCAACCUAGGUGCCUGGCUAGAGAUUGAGGAGAAUUACGAUACUGAAUGGUGGGCUGCCAACGUGGGAUCAUUCCCUGAUGAAUGGACUUGGUGCCAGAACGUAGGCUUUGCAGUCUGCGGACCCAAGCUCGAGGCACGCUACGCUUCCUUCUUCACCACUGCCGACAUCGAUAAGAUGUGCGCUAAGAACAUUAACACGCUCCGCAUCCCGACCACUUAUGCUGCCUGGACUAAGGUCCCUGGUAGUCAGCUUUACUCUGGUAACCAGCAGGCUUACCUCAGAGCCCUGACCAACUAUGCCAUCGACAAGUGUAACAUGCACGUCAUCAUUGGCCUUCACUCGCUCCCUGGCGGUGUGAACACUUUGAGUAUUGGUGAAGCCUUCGGCCACGAUGCUUGGUUCCAAAACAGCACCAACCUCGACUACAGUUUCAAGGCUAUUGACUCUAUCCUGACCUUCAUCAAGACAUCUGGUCGUCAGAACGCUUUCACCAUUGCUCCUAUCAACGAGGCUAGUGACAACUUUGCUGGCUUCGCUACCCCUGCUGGACUUACCAACGACGGUGUCAACUGGAUCAACACCUACAUCAACGGAGUCUUCUCUCGCAUCGCUAAGGUCGACAAGAGAAUCCCUCUUAUGCUCCAGGACAGCUUCUUCAGCGAGCAGUUCUGGUCACCCUUCUACGCCGCUGGAACUAACCUGGUCAUCGAUUCGCACAUUUACUUUUUUGCUGCCAGUGGUGCUUACUCUCAGUAUGUUCCCGCCGCGGUAUGUGGACAAGCAAAAUAUAUCGGACAGGGUGACGGCAAGUUCCCUGUCUUCAUUGGCGAGUGGUCCCUCCAAACUCUUUACAACAACACUAUCGACAACAGAAAGACUCUCUACGACACCCAGGUCUACGCUUACCAGAAGUACGCUUCCGGUGGUGCUUUCUGGAACGGCAAGAUGUUGAACACCAGAGACACUGUUGAUGGUGAGGGCAAGCUCCAGGACUACUGGUCAUGGGAGGGUCUUGCUGAUGCUGGUGUUGUUUCCAACACCCUCGAUCAGAGCUACUGCUAGAUUGUGACCUGACGAGAGAAGCCUUUAUUCCACCAAAUUUCCUUGUACAUAUUUUACUUCUAUAGUCGAGCAUAGAGAAGACAGUAUAUAAACUUAAAUUGCGGUACAAGUUACCAAACGGAUUUUGCUGUCUUCCUUCUAUGUGCCUGGCCGAACACUGAGGUGAAGUCUCCGUGCGUAGAUGUCUCUCACACAUAUGUCGCUGUGGAAAUGCAGGAUAAUUUUCAGAUUCAGAUCGAGGGUUGUCGGAGGGCAGCCAUUCGAUGUUCUCCGAGGACAAUCUCGGGCAAAUCGAAUUUGACUGUGCAUUUCGACAGCUCUCUUGUAUCUCUGAGCGCCAUCCUUGGAGAUUCUAAAUCUACUUCUCCAUGAGUCGAGCCCUCUAAUGCAUAUGUAGCUGUGUAAAUGCAAGAUGUUUUCCAGGUCCAAGUCGA
Molecule: messenger RNA, 1848 nt
Organism: Aureobasidium subglaciale EXF-2481
Lineage: Eukaryota; Fungi; Ascomycota; Dothideomycetes; Dothideales; Saccotheciaceae
Product: glycoside hydrolase family 5 protein
Exons: 2
Coding region: 26-1414 (462 amino acids)
Biological process (GO): glucan catabolic process
Cellular component (GO): cell surface; extracellular region
Molecular function (GO): glucan exo-1,3-beta-glucosidase activity
Source: RefSeq, a predicted model, not a curated record